Vigna angularis (adzuki bean) is the source of this 1492-nucleotide messenger RNA. Its product is annotated as AP2-like ethylene-responsive transcription factor PLT1. Lineage: Eukaryota; Viridiplantae; Streptophyta; Magnoliopsida; Fabales; Fabaceae. Gene Ontology annotation, biological process: regulation of DNA-templated transcription. Bases 1 to 1347 code for a protein of 448 amino acids. The transcript is spliced from 6 exons. The record is from RefSeq and is a predicted model, not a curated record. Gene Ontology annotation, molecular function: DNA-binding transcription factor activity; DNA binding.
AUGUCUGCAUCUUCUUCAACUGUUGCAGUUUAUAUUGGUGCUUAUUCAUCUGAAGUUGACGCCGCCAAAGCUCAUGAUUUGGUGUCAAUCAGAAUAGGGGGCUUAAAAGCAUUAACCAAUUUUCAUGUGAGAUGUUAUUCCAAGGACAUGGAUGAAAUGAGAAGAAUGAGCAAAUGGGACUAUAUUUGUGCUGUUAGAGGGUUGGGCAAGGGCUAUACAGACGGUGAUUCCCCUUUCCGUGGCGUCUACAGGGUACCCACAAGCAGAAAAUGGGAAGCAAGGCUCGGUCGUGAGGGGUCACCAACCAUACACUUGGGAACUUAUUACACUGCAGAGGAUGCAGCGAGAGCUUAUGACAUUAUAUCAAUAAAACUGAAGGGAGGGAAAGCAAUUACCAACUUUGACUGGAAUUCGUAUGAAACUGAGGGCAUAAUGGAGAGUGUGAUUGCUCAAGCAACGGACGGAUCGAUCAUUCUGCAGAAAGAAGAAAAAAGCAAAGAACCCGAAGCAUCUCCUCAAAACAGCUCCUCAGUUCAAUGCCAUCCUCUACCACCCAGCAUCCCAUCCAUUUGUCGUUGCUGCCACAACCAAAUUCUCACACCAACCAACCCUCAUGCUCUUGGUACCAUUGCUGAUACUGCAGGAAACAGUGCAAUUAACAAUUCAAUUGUUAACGAUGCUGUACAGUUUCCAAACGAGAAUGCAACACAGCAACAGCCCCGACCACUUCAGACUCCGAGGCAAGUGAGUUUCAACGAUGGCUCCAAUCAGGACCUUGUCAACAACAACAACAACAAUCAGCAUCCAAAUCAUAAUGCAGCACAGCAACAGUCACUUCAGACUCCGAGGCAAGUGAGUUUUAACAAUGCCUUUAAUCUGAACCUUGUGAACAAUAACUACAACAACAGCAACAACCAGUUUCUGCCUCAGGGUUCUAACCUUGCUUUGCCUGCUACUGGCAUCCGAAAUCUAGAGUUAGAAAAGUGCGUCCGUUUCCCUGAUUGGAGAUCAGGUUUCGGAAAGAAGUUACUUGGGGGGAACUUGGAAUUGGAACCUUUAAACAACGUUGCUGCCCUCAGUCUGCAAGCUCUACCACAAGUCACGCUGAAUGGAAGUACAGGAGCAACACAGCUACACGCACCUGCAUUGCACCAAAGUUAUGAGCAUCAGAACUUGAACUCCUGCACCCCUGAUAGUUUUCAGAAUCCUGUUUCUGAACCAAACAACAACGGCUUCCAAAGUCAACUUGAUUUGGACAUGAGAGAUUAUCUCAACAGAUCUUACAUAGAAGACACCGAUUUCACAUGUGAUUAUGACAUGUUUUCAGCCAUGAAUGGGGGUAGAUAGGACCUCCAGUACUGCUGCCAAUGCCAGUACCUUUACAUAAUUUGUCUUUUCUCAUUUCUCAUUCAAACUUUGGCUCAAACUGUGUGGUUUGAGUAAGUGAACAUUAAUCAGUGUUUAUUCAAACUUUCUCUUAUCUAUGAUUGAA